UCUGAAGAAAUCACCCUGCACGGACCAGAGACAGGGAGUCAUAUUAUUGGCACUGAGCCGGACCGAUUGGAAGAGCUUUUCCACUGUUCAGAGGCUGACAAGACCCACAAAAAGUUUUCGUUCAAGGGCAGAGAUCUCUGGAGCCCUUCUGCCUGCCUGCCAGCCAGCCAGCCAGAGCCACCAUGGAGCAGAUCAGCAACUUUUUCCACUCCAUCUGGAUUUUCAUACACACCAAACACCAGGAAGGCAUCUAUAACACAAUCUGCCUGGCUGUAUUGCUGGGGCUGCCAGCUCUCGUCGUCCUGGUGGGCAUUUUCAUCUGUUGUCACUGCUGUUUCUGUGACCGCCGGCAAAAGGACAGUGGGCGCUACAGCAGCAGAAGCCCUUCCCAAGGGAAGAAAAGAAAUAAGAUGAUAAGGAAGAAGAAGAAGGAAGAGGAUCUGUGGAUCUCAGCGCAGCCCAAACUGCUCCUGCUGGAAAAAAGGCCCUCGCUGCUGGCCUAAGGAAAGAAUGGCAGGAUACCAGUAACGUUUGCUGCCACCUGCAGGGCUCUUUGUAGCACUUCAAUCCAUGCACCUUAAAGCGAGUAAGGACCAUACCGGUUCUCUCCUCUUUCAGAGGGACAUGCAGCUUCUUUCAAAAAGCUUAUGCAAUGAAGGGAUGCCACUGGAUAUUCUGGGGAGUUCCUAUAAGAGCAAGUAUUUGCAAUGCAAUUGCGCCUGAGCAGAAUAAACUAACAUCCAUGCCAGUAUACAUACAAGAGCAUGUUUAUGUAGACUCACCAGGACACUUCACAGCUAUGAACAAAUCAUAGAUAUCUCUGGCCUUGGGCUGAAGGAUGCGUCCGAGACUGUUUGCUCUAACAAAUCUUACACUGACACCCGUUUGUGCAGUAGCAAGCAAUACUGCUGUACGCAUGCACACAUACUGUAUUGUCAUGCCUAUCAUCGUACAAAAUCAGAUUGCACACAGAGGGAAAGAAGGCUCCUUCAGGCGGCUUAGGUGAUUCUAAAAGGGGAUUAGGGAAAUUCGUGGAGGCUCAAUAACUAAAUAGAACCUUCAGGUUCAAAGGCAGUAUACCUCUGAAUAUUAGAGGUUGAAGAACAUACCUGGGGGGGAAAACAGUCGCCUCUUUGCUCUGUUUGUAGGUUUCCUACAAGUAUCUAGCUGGAUCCUUUAUUCGCAGGCAGUGAAGCCAGAUGUGACAAAUCUACCACAAGAUCUUUCAGUAGGGUCUUUGAAUAGAACCACAGCAUGUGCCUCAGAAUUAAGUGUAACAAGAACCCUAGUUUUUAUCUUAACAAGUGCCAAACUGACGCAACAGGCCAAGGUGUCCCUGACUAAUGUCUAGUCAAAUUUGUCCGGAGGACGAGACAAAAGCAGAACUAGUACUGAAUUCCUAGUAUCAGCUAGAGAAUCUACCCAUUAGAAUAAUUGCUGAAUAGUAAAAAACCACUUAUGUAAGACUCACAGAGAUUAGCAAUAAGAUCAUGGCCAGUAUUUCUAAGGUUGACAUUUCAGUGUCUUUGUAAGCUCUUUGCCUCUGUCCAGAAAGAUCAAAAGCAAAAUAAAUUAGGCAAAA
This is a messenger RNA of Pogona vitticeps (central bearded dragon), 1582 nucleotides long. The record is from RefSeq and is a predicted model, not a curated record. NCBI's taxonomy places the organism in Eukaryota, Metazoa, Chordata, Lepidosauria, Squamata, Agamidae.